CUUGGGAUUAUGAUAAUAUAUAUAUACACUUGAAUGUAUUAUGUGACACUGCUUCAAAGUAAUGCAAAUGUUAAAAGUAAUAUAAAAUUUUGUUGGAGAUGAAGAAUAUUUUUUUGUAAAGAUAAGUUAAUCUUUGAUUUAAGUUGUGUGACUCAGACUCUUACGGUUUGGAUAUUUUUCACGACAAAAAUAUCUCUAACCCAAGUUCCAAACAGAGUUUUGGUUUCUCUCUCUUGCAAAGACGGAAGAAUGGCUGCGUCGCUGCCGUCUCUUUCCUCCGCCGUCACUGAAGCUGUCUCCUCCGCUCCGCCGCCGUUACUCAGCCGCCGGAGCCUUCACAACCGCCGUCUUCUUCCUCCGCAUGCGACGCCACUCCGAUCUCCUAUGAAACAUGUUGCGAGCUCUUCCAUGAAGAAGUCUGCCUUUCACGUCUCUGACGGCGCCGUUAACGUAGACGCGGAAGUAGAGGAAGAGGCGUGCGAACUCGUUAACGGAGUGGAGCUAUCGAUAGACGGCGUCGAGGCUUACUUGUUGAGAGCCGUCAAGAACAACAACAGAACUGGUUUGCUUCUUUUGUCUGAUAUCUUCGGCUUCCAAGAUUCUUCCACUCGUGACUUCGCUUAUCGCAUCGCCUGCAACGGCUACAAUGUUCUUGUCCCGGACUUGUUCUGCGGGGAUCCAUGGACCAAGAACCGACCAAGAUCCACAUUCGAACAAUGGAGAGAGCUGCAAGAUCCGAACAGAAUCCAACAAGACAUAACAGCUUGCACAAAAUGGAUGGUUGAUGAAUUCGCAGCCGCCGGAAUCUCCAACAAGCUCGGACUGAUCGGAUUCUGCUUCGGCGGCGGUCGCGUUGUCGAUGUCUUGGCGAGCGAUCAAUACGCUUUUUUCAGCACCGGCGUUUCGUUCUACGGGACCAGGAUGGACUUGGCGGCGGCCGAAAACGUUAAAGUACCUGUCUUGUUCGUUACCGGAGACAGAGACCCGCUUUGUGAAGUAGAGGGUUUGUACGAGAUGGAGAGGAAGAUCGGGAAAGGGUCAAAAACCGUGGUGUUCGAAGGAAGAGGCCACGGCUUCGUUCACCGGCCGGAGACGCCGGAGGAUGACAGAGAUGCGGAGGAGGCGUUCGCCGUCAUGAGGAAUUGGUUACAUGAGAAGUUGCUUUGCCUUGUUAAUAACGAAUGACCAUUGCUUAUUGGGCCUGAAAUGGGCCUAUCUCUUGGGCCUGAACAAUGGGCCUUAGUGUUAGGUCUAUGUAUAUGUAAGCGUGUAUAACAUUCUUCCAUAAAGAUUCCCAGCUAAAUUUUAAAAUGCUUAGGCCAACA
Messenger RNA from Tarenaya hassleriana, 1325 nucleotides. Its product is annotated as carboxymethylenebutenolidase homolog. The record is from RefSeq and is a predicted model, not a curated record. Bases 250 to 1185 code for a protein of 311 amino acids. Gene Ontology annotation, molecular function: hydrolase activity. Lineage: Eukaryota; Viridiplantae; Streptophyta; Magnoliopsida; Brassicales; Cleomaceae. The transcript is spliced from 3 exons.